Molecule: messenger RNA, 1533 nt
Organism: Triticum dicoccoides
Lineage: Eukaryota; Viridiplantae; Streptophyta; Magnoliopsida; Poales; Poaceae
Product: elongator complex protein 4-like
Exons: 8
Coding region: 60-1217 (385 amino acids)
Biological process (GO): tRNA wobble uridine modification
Cellular component (GO): elongator holoenzyme complex; cytoplasm; transcription elongation factor complex
Source: RefSeq, a predicted model, not a curated record
CAGCCUCCUCUCUCUCUCUUUCCAGGAAGAGUCGUCAGGUGGGAGCAGCGUCGACGCCCAUGGCCGCCGCCGCCGCCGCCGGAACAGGGGGCCAGACCCUCGGCCGGAGCAGCUUCUCGCGCGCCGCCUCAUCGAAGACCGCCUCCUCCUCCUCCUCCCCCACCGCCUCCGGCGUCAAGCUCGGCCCCAACGGCGCCGCCUUCGUCUCCUCCGGCAUCCCCGACCUCGACAGGAUUCUGGGCGGCGGUUUUCUCCUCGGCUCCGUUGUGAUGGUCAUGGAGGACUCCGAUGCGCCGCACCACCUCCUCCUGCUCCGGGCCUUCAUGUCGCAGGGCGUCGUGCACAAGCAGCCCCUGCUCUUCGCUGCGCCCAUGAAGGAACCCCGCUCGUUCCUCGGCGCGCUGCCUGCUCCGGUGGCGUCCUCGAAGGAGGAUGCCCGGCAGAGGGCGAUGGCGGGCGGAGCAGCUGGCGAUGGACGGGCAAGUGAUGAGGGCUUGAGGAUAGCUUGGCAGUACAGGAAAUAUUUCGGGGACGAGAGGAAUUCCAGUGCUGAACACAGAGACAACAAGCAGGAAUUUAGCCAUGAUUUUGAUUUACGGAAGCCCCUGGAACGGCAUUUACUUAAUGCACAGCAUAUUGAAUGUUUGAGCACUCAAGAUCUAGAUACUCUCCAUGAUCUCCAGGAUCGUUGUUCUGCUUUCUUGUCCAAACAUCAAAGAAAAGAGGGUGGGAAUCUGAGUGCAGGACGUAUUGCUAUACAGUCACUCUGUGCACCACAGUGUGGAUAUUUUGGGAAGGACUGGGACAUGGUCUCGUUUCUCAGAUCACUGAAGGCCAUGGUGCGCUCAUCUAACGCCGUUGCCAUUAUAACAUUUCCACACACAGUCCUAUCAGAUUCUUUCUGCAAGAGAUGGCAGCACCUAGCAGACACGCUGCUGUCAAUAAAAGCAAUCCCAGAUGAGGACAAGGACUUGGCGAAACUCCUUACAGGGUAUCAAGAUAUGGUUGGUUUUCUACAUGUUCAUAAGGUGGCACAGACCAACAGCCAGGUUCCUGUGAUAUUAGAGGCGUCCACAUUUUCUCUGAAGCUGCGAAAGAGGAGGUCGCUGGUGCUAGAACGGCUGAAUCAGGCCCCGGUGGACGGGUCGAGUGGGCCUUCGUCUGGUGGAUCAGGCAGUUGCUCCUCCUCGACGCAAGGCUCGCAGCUCGAUUUCUAGUGGGACUCCUGGAGCUUCCCUUCGAGAAUAGAGGGAAGCAUCCACUGUUCUUUAGCUUAUUAGGAUACUGGAAACAGUAAGCAGCUGAGGAAGGCUCCUGGUUGCUAUGUGUAUUUGUUACUAAAAAUGCAACUUUUAGAGGCUUUGUUUUGGUUUUGCAAUGGAGGCAGCUUAGCCUAUCCAUUCCCAUCUCAUGUUUCAUUCAGUUUUUGGUGUAUACAACUUUCAGCAUAUAUACCUGUAUUCUGAAAGGUUUAGAUUGUACCAUGAUAUGCUGGUGAUAACAGGUUACCAGGAUUGUGUGUUUCUUAUGGCA